UGAAACUAAGGGCUGAGUGGGCACUUCAGCUUUGACCACCUACGAUACCAGUCCUGCUCCAAAGAUUAUAAUUCCAUUUGUCAUCCUGGGACCUCUGCUUAUCCUGCAUCCCAGGAAUGGAGCCACUACAAGGAGUAAAAAUAGGCUGUCUGUUUUCCCUGCUGGUGCUCAACCUGGUCUGUGGCCUUAUUCCCAUCUGCUUCAAAUGGUUCCAGAUUCAUGCAGCCACAGGUCGUCACUGCCGGCUCCUCAGCCUCCUGGGCUGCACUUCUGCGGGUGUUUUUCUGGGUGCAGGGUUCAUGCACAUGACCGCUGAAGCCCUGGAGGGAAUUGAAUCAGAGCUCCAGAGGUUCACAAUACAGAACAGGACAGAAAAUGGAGGAAAUUCUUCUGAUGCUGCUGAUUCAACUCAGAAGGUGUAUCCCUACGGAGAGCUCGUCAUCUCCCUGGGCUUCUUCUUAGUCUUCUUUCUGGAGUCGCUGGCAUUGCAGUGCUGCCCUGGGACUACUGGACAAUCAGCAGUGCAGGAGGAGGAAUGGCAUGGGACUCAUGCCUUUGGACUCCACAGCCAUGGACCUCUACCCUCACGCUCACAGGGUCCCCUUCGAGCCGUCAUCCUCUUGCUCUCACUCUCCUUUCACUCCGUGUUUGAAGGUCUAGCUGUGGGGCUGCAGCCAACAGUGGCAGCUACCCUGCAGCUCUGUCUUGCUGUCCUGGCUCACAAGGGGCUCAUAGUGUUUGGUGUAGGACUGCGGCUGGUGCAGAUAGGCACUGAACCACGACUGACCGUGUUCUCCAUACUGGCAUUAGCUCUCAUGUCCCCCCUGGGCCUAGCUCUAGGGCUGGCUGUGACUGGAGGGGACCCUGAAGAAGGGUGGGGCUUAGCCCAGGCAAUGUUAGAGGGGGUGGCAGCUGGCACCUUCCUGUAUGUCACCUUCCUAGAAAUUCUGCCCCAGGAAUUAGCUGCUUCUGAGGCCCCUGUGGCCAAGUGGGGCUGUGUAGCCGCUGGUUUCGCCUUCAUGGCAUUUAUUGCUUUGUGGGCAUGAGAGAGAUUCUUAACUUUUCUGAUGGACCUAUCUAGGAUGACCUGCCUACUUCCAGGAGAACCCCCGCAAAUGGCUUUGGCCCUCACCUGUUUCUUCAGUGAGACUAAGUGGCAUUCACUAGGCAUCGUCCCCAUGGACUAGACCCCAGCUUUUCCCUACAUGAGAUCCCAUUUCUCACCGAGGAUUGAGAAAAGGAUAUUUAGGUUGAGUGCCUAUAAAUUGGAGAAUUGGUAUAAAGACCGUCACUCCAGAUUUGACUCUUGUCGCGUUUAUGCCGCUGUGGUAAUAAAAGGUCCUUCCCCUUCAACCAUGCUGCACUUCAUUUCUCCUGGUUGCCUAGAAGCUGCCUGGUCUAGAGUAGGGUGUGGGAAGGGCAAGUAUUGGGUAUGGUAUUUUCUUCUGAAAUCAGGACCCCUAGCCAUACUACCAUAGUUAAAGGCCAUGCUCCCCAGACAUUGGUGCAUUGCUGAAAUUCCAACAACCCCCCCCCACCUUACCCACAGGUGUUAAGAAACUAAGUCAGAGUUCCAGCACUUAGAGUGAAAGUAGGCUUUAAAAAUAGGAAGCAUGCAGAUUUUAAUUUCUUCCUACACUAACCAUGCCCACUGCAUUCUCAGUACCUAUUGUCAAACCCCAGCACAUGCCCAACAGA
Molecule: messenger RNA, 1698 nt
Organism: Trichechus manatus latirostris (Florida manatee)
Lineage: Eukaryota; Metazoa; Chordata; Mammalia; Sirenia; Trichechidae
Gene: SLC39A2
Product: solute carrier family 39 member 2
Exons: 4
Coding region: 117-1046 (309 amino acids)
Biological process (GO): zinc ion transmembrane transport
Cellular component (GO): plasma membrane
Molecular function (GO): zinc ion transmembrane transporter activity
Source: RefSeq, a predicted model, not a curated record